AUUUUCUGCGACUGCAAAACGUGGAGGUGAAUGUGGGGCAGAAUGCCACAUUUCAGUGCAUUGCUGGUGGGAAGUGGUCUCAGCAUGACAAGCUUUGGCUCCAGCAAUGGAAUGGCAGGGACACGGCCCUGAUGGUCACCCGCGUGGUCAACCACAGGCGCUUCUCAGCCACGGUCAGUGUGGCAGACACUGCCCAGCGGAGCGUCAGCAAGUACCGCUGUGUGAUCCGCUCUGACGGUGGUUCUGGUGUGUCCAACUACGCGGAGCUGAUUGUGAAAGAGCCUCCCACGCCCAUUGCUCCCCCAGAGCUGCUGGCUGUGGGGGCCACAUACCUGUGGAUCAAGCCAAAUGCCAACUCCAUCAUCGGGGAUGGCCCCAUCAUCCUGAAGGAAGUGGAAUAUCGCACCACCACAGGCACCUGGGCGGAGACCCACAUAGUCGACUCUCCCAACUACAAGCUGUGGCAUCUGGACCCCGACGUUGAGUAUGAGAUCCGAGUGCUCCUCACACGACCAGGUGAGGGGGGUACCGGACCGCCAGGGCCUCCCCUCACCACCAGGACCAAGUGUGCAGAUCCGGUGCAUGGCCCACAGAACGUGGAAAUCGUAGACAUCCGAGCCCGGCAGCUGACCCUGCAGUGGGAGCCCUUCGGCUACGCGGUGACCCGCUGCCAUAGCUACAACCUCACCGUGCAGUACCAGUACGUGUUCAACCAGCAGCAGUACGAGGCCGAGGAGGUCAUCCAGACCUCCUCCCACUACACCCUGCGAGGCCUGCGCCCCUUCAUGACCAUUCGCCUGCGACUCCUGCUGUCUAACCCCGAGGGCCGAAUGGAGAGCGAGGAGCUAGUGGUGCAGACUGAGGAAGACGUUCCAGGAGCUGUUCCUCUAGAAUCCAUCCAAGGGGGGCCCUUUGAGGAGAAGAUCUACAUCCAGUGGAAACCUCCCAAUGAGACCAAUGGGGUCAUCACGCUCUAUGAGAUCAACUACAAGGCUGUUGGCUCGCUGGACCCAAGUGCUGACCUCUCCAGCCAGAGGGGGAAAGUGUUCAAGCUCCGGAAUGAAACCCACCACCUCUUUGUGGGUCUGUACCCAGGGACCACCUAUUCCUUCACCAUCAAGGCCAGCACAGCAAAGGGCUUUGGGCCCCCUGUCACCACUCGGAUCGCCACCAAAAUUUCAGCUCCAUCCAUGCCUGAGUACGACACAGACACCCCACUGAAUGAGACAGACACGACCAUCACCGUGAUCCUCGAUUCUCUACACUACUUUGCUGCUGAGUUGAAGCCUGCCAACCUGCCUGUCACCCAGCCAUUUACAGUGGGUGACAAUAAGACAUACAAUGGCUACUGGAACCCUCCUCUCUCUCCCCUGAAAAGCUACAGCAUCUACUUCCAGGCACUCAGCAAAGCCAAUGGAGAGACCAAAAUCAACUGUGUUCGUCUGGCUACAAAAGGUGCCUCCACUCAGAAUUCUAACACUGUGGAGCCAGAGAAGCAGGUGGACAACACCGUGAAGAUGGCUGGCGUGAUCGCUGGCCUCCUCAUGUUCAUCAUCAUUCUCCUAGGUGUGAUGCUCACCAUCAAAAGGAGGAAGCUGGCCAAGAAGCAGAAGGAGACCCAGAGUGGAGCCCAGAGGGAGAUGGGGCCUGUGGCCUCUGCUGACAAACCCACCACCAAGCUCAGCGCCAGCCGCAAUGAUGAAGGCUUCUCUUCUAGUUCUCAGGACGUCAACGGAUUCAAUGAAUCAAACACAAGUGCUCCCUUCCUCUCCAUUUCCAAUCACACCAUCACAGGAGUGAUAUUCGCUGGAAGGAUGCCUUUGAUGACAGCUAUUCAUGACAGCUGGGACACCUACAAGAAACAGUAUGGCAGCCGUGGGGAGCUUUCCCAGCCCACUCUCACGAUCCAGACUCAUCCCUACCGCACCUGUGACCCUGUGGAAAUGAGUUACCCCCGGGACCAGUUCCAGCCUGCCAUCCGGGUGGCUGACUUGCUGCAGCACAUCACGCAGAUGAAGAGAGGCCAGGGCUACGGGUUCAAGGAGGAAUACGAGGCCUUACCAGAGGGGCAGACAGCUUCGUGGGACACAGCCAAGGAGGAUGAAAACCGCAAUAAGAAUCGAUAUGGGAACAUCAUAUCCUACGACCAUUCCCGGGUGAGACUGCUGGUGCUGGAUGGAGACCCGCACUCUGACUACAUCAAUGCCAACUACAUUGACGGAUACCAUCGACCUCGGCACUACAUUGCAACUCAAGGUCCAAUGCAGGAGACCGUAAAGGACUUUUGGAGAAUGAUCUGGCAGGAGAACUCUGCCAGCAUCGUCAUGGUCACAAACCUGGUGGAAGUGGGCAGGGUGAAAUGUGUGCGAUACUGGCCAGAUGACACGGAGGUCUACGGAGACAUUAAAGUCACCCUGAUUGAAACAGAGCCCCUGGCAGAAUAUGUCAUACGCACCUUUACAGUCCAGAAGAAAGGCUACCAUGAGAUCCGGGAGCUCCGCCUCUUCCACUUCACCAGCUGGCCUGACCACGGCGUUCCCUGCUACGCCACUGGCCUUCUGGGCUUCGUCCGCCAGGUCAAGUUCCUCAACCCCCCAGAAGCAGGGCCCAUAGUGGUCCACUGCAGUGCCGGGGCUGGGCGGACUGGCUGCUUCAUUGCCAUUGACACCAUGCUUGACAUGGCCGAGAAUGAAGGGGUGGUGGACAUCUUCAACUGCGUGCGUGAGCUCCGGGCCCAGAGGGUCAACCUGGUACAGACAGAGGAGCAAUAUGUGUUUGUGCACGACGCCAUCCUGGAAGCGUGCCUCUGUGGCAACACUGCCAUCCCUGUGUGUGAGUUCCGUUCUCUCUACUACAAUAUCAGCAGGCUGGACCCCCAGACGAACUCCAGCCAAAUCAAAGAUGAAUUUCAGACCCUCAACAUUGUGACACCCCGUGUGAGGCCCGAGGACUGCAGCAUUGGGCUUCUGCCCCGGAACCAUGAUAAGAAUCGAAGUAUGGACGUGCUGCCUCUGGACCGCUGCCUGCCCUUCCUCAUCUCGGUGGACGGAGAAUCCAGCAAUUACAUCAACGCGGCACUGAUGGAUAGCCACAAGCAACCUGCCGCCUUCGUGGUCACCCAGCACCCUCUACCCAACACCGUGGCAGACUUCUGGAGGCUGGUGUUUGAUUACAACUGCUCCUCUGUGGUGAUGCUGAAUGAGAUGGACACUGCCCAGUUCUGUAUGCAGUACUGGCCUGAGAAGACCUCCGGGUGCUACGGGCCCAUCCAGGUGGAGUUCGUCUCCGCAGACAUCGACGAGGACAUCAUCCACAGAAUAUUCCGCAUCUGUAACAUGGCCCGGCCACAGGACGGUUAUCGUAUAGUCCAGCACCUCCAGUACAUUGGCUGGCCUGCCUACCGGGACACGCCCCCCUCCAAGCGCUCUCUGCUCAAAGUGGUCCGACGACUGGAGAAGUGGCAGGAGCAGUAUGACGGGAGGGAGGGACGCACUGUGGUCCACUGCCUAAAUGGGGGAGGCCGUAGUGGAACCUUCUGUGCCAUCUGCAGUGUGUGUGAGAUGAUCCAGCAGCAAAACAUCAUUGACGUGUUCCACAUCGUGAAAACACUGCGUAACAACAAAUCCAACAUGGUGGAGACCCUGGAACAGUAUAAAUUUGUAUACGAGGUGGCACUGGAAUACUUAAGCUCCUUUUAGCUCAAUGGGAUGGG
Molecule: messenger RNA, 3712 nt
Organism: Mandrillus leucophaeus (drill)
Lineage: Eukaryota; Metazoa; Chordata; Mammalia; Primates; Cercopithecidae
Gene: PTPRT
Product: protein tyrosine phosphatase, receptor type, T
Exons: 27
Coding region: 132-3698 (1188 amino acids)
Biological process (GO): protein dephosphorylation
Molecular function (GO): protein tyrosine phosphatase activity; protein binding
Source: RefSeq, a predicted model, not a curated record